CUCUUUUUCUGCGGCGUUGAUGACUUCAUUUCUUCUUCCAGCUACCCGACAUCAGUCAUUGGAUGCUAUUGUCCUACACCAACUAACCCCCUUUUGAAUUCUUGGUUAUCUAUUUUCAAUACGUACUGUCCCUUGGAAACCUUGAAACACUAAAUCCAGCAUUGUUUUAUCCUUCAAUCCCCAAUGAAAUUCCACAAAACAGGGAGGAAAAGGAAAGAGUAUGGCUAACAGACGAUGUAUUUCCUACCUCAAGUUCUCAUAUUUAAGGUCUUCACCUCCCUACUGCAACUUGGCUUGCUAGAUUGGUGGACUUUCCGAGGUCGGCCACAAUGAACAGGAAAUGCUCUCGUUGUGGAAAGAAUAGCAAUGGCUCGGAGGGUACUUUGCGGUUGUUUGGUGUUCAAGUGGAGGUAGAUUCUCCUGUGAAGGAGAGUCAUAGUUCGGGGGCUUUAUCUCCUUCCAGCACCGUCUCAGUGGCAGGCAAUCAUGAAAGUGGAAAUGCUAAGAAUGGUUAUCUUUCUGAUGGCUUUGUUCGCUCUUGCAGCAGAAACCAUGAAAGAAAGAAGGGGGUUCCAUGGACCGAGGAAGAGCACAAGAAAUUUCUAAUUGGACUUGAGAUGCUAGGGAAAGGCGAUUGGAAAGGAAUAUCAAGGAAUUAUGUCACUACCAGAACUCCUGCUCAGGUUGCAAGCCAUGCCCAGAAGUAUUUUCUCAGGCGAGAUAGCCUUAACAAAGAGAGACGACGACCGAGCCUCCUGGACAAGGUAAGGAGCACUAGUAAAGGACUAAGCUCAGGUUCCAGUAUGAAUCAGAUCUUGGAAAUGACCGCAGGACGCGUCUUGCCCGAUCCUACUUCCCAGACCAGAGUUUACACUGGACUUCAUGAUGAUAUGCAUCUGAUCCGUCCUAAGGCGCCAGAGAAAAUAGAAUGCAAAUUGGCGAACUACCUACAAGGUAGAAAGACUCAGUCAACUUCUACCAAUCCUGUCACCUCUACUUGUUCAUCACAUGAACCAGUGCGUUCGUCCCUUGACUUAACUUAUCGACCUUCAUCUCCUCUACCUUCGAUUGGACCGGCUGAUUUGGAACUGACCAUUGCUUUCCCUCCUCCAAGUGAAGGAAGCAAAGCGCUAGCAAGCUCACUACUGACGGGAGCCAUAAGCGUGUGAUGUUAUCCAAUAAGCAUCAAAUGUCUAGCAACAUUUUAAACUUUGUGGGCAUGUUGUUCAUUUGAGUGCAUGAACAAAGAUAUCCUGUUCAGAUUUGUAAUUUUCCUCUUGAACCAGAUGCAAGCAAGGUCAUCUUAAAUAUGCUUUUCCUCCUUAGUUCCACAAGACAGCUUGGAUGUUCUGUGGACGAUCUGUGGUUGUUAUGCUAUAAAUAAAAGUACUGAUAAAGAAA
Molecule: messenger RNA, 1401 nt
Organism: Nymphaea colorata (pocket water lily)
Lineage: Eukaryota; Viridiplantae; Streptophyta; Magnoliopsida; Nymphaeales; Nymphaeaceae
Product: transcription factor KUA1-like
Exons: 3
Coding region: 330-1169 (279 amino acids)
Biological process (GO): response to gibberellin; response to auxin; response to ethylene
Molecular function (GO): DNA binding
Source: RefSeq, a predicted model, not a curated record